CAGAUCUCUCUCCCUCUCUGCGCGGUUUAAGAUUGCUAACUUACGCCGGAGGUAAAAUAUCGAAGAAGAAGGGGCGUAUAAUAAAGAAGCAGAAGUUAAACCAGAACGAGCGUAUUUUAGCCUUCCACCAUUUCAAACACUCUCUCUCGUUCGUUCUUCUGUGCUCGUCUCUGCAUCAUAUGAUCUGAUUCAAUGGCUGCUCCACCAGCUAGAGCUAGAGCCGAUUACGACUAUCUCAUCAAGCUUCUCCUCAUCGGUGAUAGCGGUGUGGGUAAAAGUUGUUUGCUGUUGAGGUUCUCUGAUGGCUCCUUCACCACUAGCUUCAUCACCACCAUUGGAAUUGAUUUUAAGAUAAGAACUAUUGAGCUUGAUGAUAAACGCAUCAAGCUCCAGAUUUGGGACACUGCUGGUCAAGAACGUUUUCGCACCAUCACCACUGCUUAUUACCGUGGGGCAAUGGGCAUUUUGCUGGUGUAUGAUGUCACUGACGAAACAUCCUUCAACAACAUCAGGAACUGGAUUCGUAAUAUCGAACAGCACGCUUCAGAUAAUGUCAACAAGAUCUUGGUAGGGAACAAAGCUGAUAUGGACGAGAGCAAGAGGGCUGUUCCAACAUCAAGGGGUCAAGCACUUGCUGAUGAAUACGGAAUCAAGUUCUUUGAAACAAGUGCUAGAACAAAUCUGAAUGUGGAAGAAGUUUUCUUCUCGUUAGCAAAGGACAUUAAGCAGAGACUCACUGAUACUGACUCCAGAGCAGAGCUUGCGACGAUUAGGAUGAGCCAAACAGAUCAGGCGUCUGGAUCCGGACAAGCCACGCAGAACUCUGCAUGCUGUGGAACUUAAAGAGGUCCGAAUUUGAAGUGGAGUGGGAAAGAAACUAAUUUGUCAUGAGGGUAGUAGAAUCUUCUCAAAUUGAUUUGAUAUCAGAUUCUGUGGCUAGAUUGCUGAACUCUUGCUCAUAACUCAAAAUCUUUUCUUAGCUUUUGCUUUCUCUUUUACA
This is a messenger RNA of Brassica oleracea var. oleracea, 1000 nucleotides long. RefSeq names its product ras-related protein RABE1c. Gene Ontology annotation, molecular function: GTPase activity; GTP binding. Gene Ontology annotation, cellular component: plasma membrane. NCBI's taxonomy places the organism in Eukaryota, Viridiplantae, Streptophyta, Magnoliopsida, Brassicales, Brassicaceae. The record is from RefSeq and is a predicted model, not a curated record. The transcript is spliced from 9 exons. Gene Ontology annotation, biological process: regulation of exocytosis; protein secretion. Bases 193 to 843 code for a protein of 216 amino acids.